Molecule: messenger RNA, 651 nt
Organism: Ceratitis capitata (Mediterranean fruit fly)
Lineage: Eukaryota; Metazoa; Arthropoda; Insecta; Diptera; Tephritidae
Product: PI-actitoxin-Axm2b-like
Exons: 2
Coding region: 104-373 (89 amino acids)
Molecular function (GO): serine-type endopeptidase inhibitor activity
Source: RefSeq, a predicted model, not a curated record
AAAUAAAUUUCUUAUUAUGCCGGCCAUAAGUAUAAAGGCGUAAAUUUCAAAAGAAAUUCAACAACAUUUACAACAGUGUUAUUCGCACGCGCAAGCAGUAAACAUGAAAUUUAUUUAUAUCACCACAGUAUUUUUAUUGCUACUCUUAACCACAUUCGUAGCCGCACAAGAUUCCUCUUGCGCUGGAAGACCACCAAAUCAACUAUGCCUCAAACCAAUGAAUGUCGGCACAAGAGGUCGUGGCUGCCGACCGAGUCAAAUGUGGUAUUUCAAUGAGCGAGCACAAAGAUGCGAACGUCUCAAUUAUCUCGGCUGUGGGGGCAAUGAGAAUCGGUUUUGCACUCUAGCUGGUUGCCAGAAUUCAUGCAUUUAAUUAAAAUGGUUUGCACUUAAUUUUUUGCUCAUUUUUAAUUGUAUAAUAAAUUUAUUAAAAAAAAAUACGAGCGUUCGUUUGUAUGACAAUAAUUUGUGGGUGGCACUUUUUUAAACAAAAAUAACGACAAUUCGCUUCUUCUGUAUAAAAGAUAAAAUAAAUACAAUAAGUUAAUGAUGAAAAUAACAACAAAUAAAUUAUACCUUCAUUGUGUUGGUUUAACUUAACGAAGAUUUUUUUUUUAAUAAAUACAUACUUAUACAUACAUAUAUAAAGAA